Messenger RNA from Anopheles funestus (African malaria mosquito), 4939 nucleotides. RefSeq names its product serine/threonine-protein kinase PITSLRE (gene Pitslre). The coding region runs from base 66 to 2966 and encodes 966 amino acids. Gene Ontology annotation, molecular function: ATP binding; cyclin-dependent protein serine/threonine kinase activity. Gene Ontology annotation, biological process: regulation of mitotic cell cycle; protein phosphorylation. NCBI's taxonomy places the organism in Eukaryota, Metazoa, Arthropoda, Insecta, Diptera, Culicidae. The record is from RefSeq and is a predicted model, not a curated record. The transcript is spliced from 2 exons. Gene Ontology annotation, cellular component: nucleus.
CGAAUGCAUCGCCGUAAAAGUAGCAGCGCAUUGUGAAGCUAGUUUUGUGUUAUUUCCAGAAAAUCAUGAGUGAUGCCGAACAAAGCGAAGAUGGACAAGUGAUGAGUGGCGUAGAGCUUAGCCCUUCCGACGACGAGGAAACGACGGAUUCGCUAGACAUCAAACCACCGCAGGCGAGCAGCGCCUACUAUGGUAUGAGCAAGCGCAAGGAUAAGAAAGGAAAGGACCGGCGACACGCGAAGGAUCAACAGCACCAUCGACAUCACAUGAUGACGGAACGGGAAAGUGACCGCGAUCGGGAGCGUGGUGACCGCCGUGGUGAUAGAGGCAGCAAUCGUAUGGAACGGGAGCAAUACUACCGCGAACGAGAACGUGACCAUCAGGCAAGUGGGCGUGAGCAGCAUCGACACUCUGGUCAGGGUUCGUCGUCACGUACCGGCGGUAGCAGUGGAAGGGAUCGAAGUGGCAGCAGCCGAGAUGCCAGCAAUCGGGACAAACAUCAUUCUUCCAGGUACGAAAUGAAUCCAUUCUACGGAGAGUUGCGUGAAACGUAUCACAGCAAGCGGGAACGCGAUCGUGAUCGUGAACGGGAACACCGUGGCGAACGGUCCGAUCGUGACAGGGAACGGGAACGUGAGUACAGUGAAAAGCAACGACGGGCGGCGGAGGAAAAAGCAACCGAUCCGGAGAAAAUUAUGGAAGAUUUACGAACCCGUCUGUUGCACAAGAAGAACCGACGCGAUUCCAAGCGAGGCGAUGGUCGAGAGCGGGAACAUCGCGAGAUGCAUCAGGAGCAUGCGGAGAUGCAUCCGGAAGAGGCGGAAUAUUACGCCGAGAAGCGAGAUCAUCGCCGGCGGGAACAGCAUCCGCACCGUAGGCACCGUGAGGAAGAUGAGGGAAAUGAUGUGCGCGAACGGGAACGAGACCGGCCACGACAUCAUGGUGAUCGCAGACGUACUGCAGAGGUGGUGGAGAUUCUCGAGAGUCCAGAGCACCAUCAUUAUCAGCAUCAUCACCACAGUCAUCCGGCUCAGCAACCGCCAAAUGUACCCCGGACGGCGGAAGAAAAAGAACAAGACGAACGACGUGCGAAACUGCUGGAAGCUGACCGUGAAAUGCUUCGCAGAAAGGAACUGGCGCGUGAAGAGCUGGAAGCGCGACGAUUGCGCAAGGAAGAGGAACGUGGCAGGGGAAGUGAAUCCGAAUCACACUCGGACGAGGAAGAGUCCGAUGAGGAUGAGGAUGAUGAUGGGGAAAUGGACGAGGAAGAACAUCCGUACGAGGACGAUGAUGUCGAGAUGGUGCCGGGUGACGAGCGUGCGGAAGAGAGAAGGACAAGCGAUAAGAGAGGCGUUAAGCGAAGAAUCGAUCGAGGACGGGAGCGAACACGGCACCGAAAUCGUGGACGUGGAUCUUCACAUUCGCCAACGAGCUCAUCACACGUUUCUGUAGAUUCUGAGGCUCGCGAAGAGGACGAAGAACAUCCACCAGAGAGUCCUCUAUCGGUGGGCGAUCUUGCAAAAUCGGAUCGGCGUAAUUCGGAUUCCUACCGUGACAGCCAGUCACGCUCACAAACUCACUCACGCGAUGGUUCGGAAUCUGGAUCACGGAGUCGUUCUAGAAGUCCGCGUAGAAAUCGCCGUCACGAAGGACACGAUAGUCGCAGUUCGGGAAGUAGUCGUAGCCUUUCGAGAGAGCCAGACACGAAGAAGCAUCCCGGCGAAGGUGAUGAUAAUGGUAACGAGGAGCGAAAAGCGACCGGCGAAGGGGAGAAAGCUACCGCCGAUGUGACGCAGGAAGUUGAGGUUAAGGACACACUACCUCCAUACUUUCCCGGCAUACAAGGUUGCCGAUCGGUGGAAGAAUUCCUCUGCCUUAACCGCAUCGAGGAGGGCACGUACGGGGUGGUAUAUCGGGCAAGGGACAAACGCACGGAGGAGAUAGUGGCCCUGAAGCGGCUGAAGAUGGAGAAAGAAAAGGAAGGCUUCCCGAUCACAUCGCUGAGGGAAAUUAACACCCUGCUGAAGGGACAGCACCCGAACAUUGUAACCGUGCGCGAAAUCGUGGUCGGCAGCAACAUGGACAAAAUCUUCAUCGUGAUGGAUUACGUUGAGCACGAUCUGAAAUCGCUCAUGGAAACGAUGAAACACAAGAAGCAGGUAUUCCUUCCGGGCGAGGUAAAGUGUCUCACCCAACAAUUGCUCCGUGCCGUAGCCCAUCUGCACGACAACUGGAUACUGCACCGGGAUCUGAAAACCUCCAACCUACUGCUUUCGCACAAAGGCAUCCUGAAGGUGGGUGAUUUUGGGCUCGCCCGUGAGUACGGAUCACCGCUCAAACCGUACACCUCGAUCGUGGUAACGCUCUGGUACCGUGCACCGGAGCUGCUGCUCUGCUGCAAAGAAUAUUCCACACCCAUCGAUAUCUGGUCCGUGGGUUGCAUCUUUGCCGAGUUCCUUUCGAUGGCGGCCCUCUUCCCGGGCAAAACCGAGAUCGAUCAGCUGAACCGCAUCUUUAAGGAUCUGGGCACACCGAACGAAAAAAUAUGGCCCGGUUACAACGAACUGCCGGCGGUACAGAAAAUGACAUUCACCGAGUAUCCGGUGUCGAACUUGCGCAAAAAGUUCUCCCACCUUACCAGCGAGCUGGGCAUAUCGCUGCUGCAGGGGUUGCUUACGUUCGAUCCGAAACAGCGCCUAACGGCUGAGGUUGCGCUGCAGCACAACUACUUCAAGGAGCUACCGCUACCGAUCGAUCCGGCAAUGUUUCCAACCUGGCCGGCGAAGAGUGAACUCGGCUUGAAGAAGGCACUCGCUUCCAGCCCCAAACCACCGAGCGGUGGAGGAGAGUUUAAGAAGCUGGGCGAUGAUGCAGUGCCAGAUAAUGCCGGGUUUCAUCUCGGCGGUACAACGUACGCCGAAUCGCGACAGCUUGCCAUGGGACCCGGGUUCAGUUUAAAGUUCUGAGGGCACGAGCUGUCAUCCGGGUUUGGGUUGAAGUAGCGUGACGCUACUUGUACCGAGCACGGUUGACUGUUAUGAGUUUGGUUUUUCAUCCGUUUCUUCAACGUAAAUAGUGCAUGUAUAGAUUGGAACAGGUAAAUUAGGCUGUAGACUUUAUUGUAAGCGUUUAAUCGAUAUGAAAUAAAGGUAAAAUUUGUCAUAUAGGUAUUAGAAUAAAACGAGCAACCAGUCAUUCUCCUGAAUAAGGAAUCUUUUCCACUCGAAACAUUUAUCGCGAAGGUUGAAAUUAUUCUUGAAAUUAUUGAAAUACGGUGGACGUUUCAGUUCAUAUGUCAGUAGCGUAGCACGGGAUGAUUCUGUCUGCUUUUAGGCUUUUUUACAACAACUUUUAGGCCCUCAAUACGGAUAGAACAGUGACACGAGGUUUCCGAUUAUCGAGAGGACUAUGCAGCACGUCGUUUAAAAAAUAAAUAUACAAAUUAAUUCGACAUUGUCAUAUGAUGGCACACAGCCAUGAGCGGUUCAGAGAACUCCCACAGUAAGCCAUAAACUUUUUAUUACGGCUCUCUCUAUAAAAAAGAAUUCCUACAAACAUGUAUUACGAAAAGAAUUUUCCUACAUCCCCUAUAUUCGUUCUACAAAAAGGUAACAAAAAAGAAUAAAUAAUAGAUUGUGAAGCAAAAAUUUAUGAAUGAAAUUUUAAUCACCUUCCACCGGGCACGUCUUGGUGUACACCAUUUUCUCACGCAGAUUACGGCUUCUUAGCUGAUAAUAAAAAUAACGAUUUUAAAGCAGAUAAAAAAAACCGGACCUCUGCCCAUGGCAAUGAAAGUGAAUAAUAAGCAAAUGAAAAAAAAACUAUGCUAUUUUUUAUCAGGAGGGGAACGUACAAGGUGCAAUCAACCACGCAGAAAGAAGUAAACCGGUUUCGUAAGCAUUUUACGAUUACGUUACCACCCGUAACCCGGCGAUGAUACAUCCACUGUUGGGCUUCAUUCAUGCCAACGUUGUCCAUUUUAUCAGUCUCGCAAGAAGGUUAUCUCGGCCGGCGGUCUCAUUGUGGCGGAACAGGUGGUCAAUUUCUUGACGAUGGGAAGGUUAUCAAAGAAAUGGUUCAGAAAUUCGAACAAUUGAAGGGACACCAUUUACGGUUAAUUAUCAGAAUGAGUAAUUAUGUUGCGUUACUUUCUAGCCGUAGGUCUCCCGUACUAAUUGCCAUAUUGUUCUUUUGAUUCGAAUCUUGAAAGUAUCAUGACACAUUUUAAUUAUAUGCAAUAAGUUACUUGUGAGUGGCAGUGAGGUUGUUGAAAAGCAGGGGCAAAAGCGGUAGUACGUACUAAUUGAGCUGUUUGGACACUUACUUGGCUCGAAGUGCCUUUCGGUUGAGAACAGUUACACAGCGCGGCACAUGUGCUAAUGACAAAAUUGACCCACACAUAAUGAAGCGGCCGCUGUUGUAUUUGCGUAUUCCAAUGGAAUGCAAAUAAGCGCGCGUGCCGAACGAACGAACCAAGCGAAACGCUACUGGCCUUGCAAUCUAAUAUGAUAAUAAAAUAAACAAAUCGAAGAUAUUGCGGAUCGAUACGGAAGAAAUGAUACUUUUCUUUCCUCUCUAGACAAGGUGCUUGAACUUCCGGAACUCUCUUCCUCUCUCUCGGGAGCCAAAUUUGAUAAUGCUUAUCGGGUGGGAAUGUGGUUAUCAACGGAAACGUGACCAACAACACACUGGUUUCUUAUCACGGCCAGAAGUAUGCUGGGAAAUUAUACAAAUUUCACAAUUCGAAUGGAUUGUUUCGUCUAGUUAGUGAUGCAAUGGCGCUAUUAUUAAAAAGCAAUAAUUUAACACAUUAGGAAGAAAAACGAAUACAACAAUUUCGGAGCAAAUGAUUAAAAGAAACGAACAACAGGAAUGUUCUACAAAAAAAUCAAUACUUUAUUAUUCCAUUUUAUUGCUCUCAGCUCAUGGGAUGGGGGGG